This is a messenger RNA of Platichthys flesus (European flounder), 5380 nucleotides long. RefSeq names its product engulfment and cell motility 2 (gene elmo2). The record is from RefSeq and is a predicted model, not a curated record. The transcript is spliced from 23 exons. The coding region runs from base 330 to 2501 and encodes 723 amino acids. NCBI's taxonomy places the organism in Eukaryota, Metazoa, Chordata, Actinopteri, Pleuronectiformes, Pleuronectidae. Gene Ontology annotation, biological process: cell motility; actin filament organization.
GGCAUCAUCAUCACCAUCGAUGGCCCGUCCACCACAGGGGGAGUGAAACAGAGCAUCGACAUUAACAGUAGCGUUGAGCCCCACAGCUGAUCGGAGCACAGAUCCAGACAGAGUCGGGACAUGAUGUGAAGCAGACAGGCUGUGGCUGCACUGCAAUGGAGGAGCAGACGCUGGACCGGACUGGAUGACUGGAAACCAUUAGCCGCCUGGUGGGGAUCGACGCUGCCGCUGGCUGCAACGACGAGAGCUGACACAGUGGUGGAUACAGCAGAGCUGUGAGAGUGACUGACCCCUCAACACUUCUCCCCUAGGGUUUUACAGUAACAGCCAUGCCGCCCCCUGCUGACAUCGUGAAGGUGGCUAUUGAAUGGCCAGGUGCUAAUGCUCAGCUCAUAGAGAUGGACCAGAAAAGACCUUUGUCCUCAAUAAUACGAGAAGUGUGUGAUGGCUGGUCUUUGUCAGGCGCAGAGCAGUUUGCCCUGCGUUAUGCUGACGGCCCUCAGCUUUAUAUCACUGAGCAGAGCCGUGGUGAAAUCAAAAACGGGACCAUCCUUCGAUUAGCCAUUUCUCCUGGGCGUGCUGCUCGUCAGCUCCUGGAGAGGAUCCAGUCCCACGGCAUCGACGCACGCCUCGAGGCUCUGAAAGAGCUCGCCAAGCUGUCUGCAGAUCCAACCUUUGCCGCAGAGUUCAUCAACAUGGAAGGCAUCGGGACUCUGGCACGUCUUGUCGAGAGCGGCACCCACUUCGGGGAAAUGCUGGCCUUCACUCUCACUGCCUUUCUGGAGCUAAUGGAUCAUGGCAUUGUGUCCUGGGACCUCAUCUCUCUGUCCUUCAUCAAACAGAUUGCGGGUUAUGUGAACCAGCCAAUGGUGGAUGUGUCCAUCCUUCAGCGUUCUCUGGCGAUCCUGGAGAGCAUGGUCCUCAACAGCCACAGCCUCUACCACCGAGUGGCCCAGGAGAUCACCGUGGGACAGCUCAUCGGGCACCUGCAAGUGUCCAACCAGGAGAUCCAGACGUACGCCAUCGCUCUCAUCAAUGCACUUUUCCUGAAGGCGCCAGAGGACAGACGACAGGAGGAGUAUACUAACCCACUGGAGCAGCACCUCACUGAAAUGGCGAGCACUUUGGCCCAGAAACACUUGCGAUCCAUCAUCCUCAACCAUGUUAUAAGAGGAAAUCGACCAAUUAAAGCUGAAAUGGCACACCAGCUGUAUGUGCUGCAGGUGUUGACCUUUAACCUAUUAGAAGAGAGAAUGAUGACCAAAAUGGAUCCUAAUGACCAGACCCAGAGAGAUAUCAUUUUUGAGCUGCGUAGGAUUGCCUUUGAUGGAGAAAAUGACCCGACAGGCACAGAGAAGAGAAAGGCCAUGUACACCAAGGACUACAAGAUGCUGGGUUUCACUAACCAUGUGAACCCAGCGAUGGAUUUCACCCAGACUCCUCCAGGGAUGCUGGCUCUGGACAACAUGCUGUACCUGGCAAAAGUUCACCAGGACACGUACAUCAGGAUUGUCCUGGAGAACAGUAGCCGAGAGGACAAGCACGAAUGUCCCUUUGGCCGGUGCGCCAUCGAACUCACUCGAAUGUUGUGCGAGAUCCUCCAGGUUGGAGAGUUACCUAACGAGGGCUGCAACGACUACCACCCCAUGUUCUUUACCCAUGACCGGGCGUGGGAGGAGUUCUUCUGUGUCUGCAUUCAGCUGCUUAAUAAAACCUGGAAGGAGAUGAGGGCCACGGCCGAGGACUUCAACAAGGUGAUGCAGGUGGUGCGUGAGCAGAUCACCAGAGCUCUGGCCAUGAAGCCGUCAUCUUUAGACCAGCUGAAGAAUAAACUGAGAGGCCUCAACUACUCAGAGAUCCUGCGUCUGCGGCAGUCGGAGAGAAUGAGCCAGGAUGACUUCCAGUCUCCACCUAUCAUCGAGCUGCGGGAGAGAAUUCAGCCCGAGAUCUUAGAGCUCAUCAAGCAACAGCGAUUCAACCGGCUGUGUGAGGGAAGCUGCUUCCGUAAGCUGGGGAACCGCCGAAGGCAAGAGAAGUUUUGGUUCUGCAGACUCUCUCUGAAUCACAAAGUGCUGCACUACGGGGACCUGGAUGAGUCGCCUCAGGGUGAGGUGGCUUUUGAACUCCUCAGUGACAAGAUUCCCGUAUCAGAUAUCAAGUCCGUGGUAACUGGGAAAGACUGCCCUCAUAUGAAAGAAAAAAGUGCUCUCAAACAAAACAAGGAGGUGCUGGAGUUGGCCUUCUCUGUCCUCUACGAUCCCGAUGAGACGCUCAACUUUGUUGCACCAAACAAGUAUGAGUACUGCAUCUGGACCGAUGGCCUGUGUGCGCUGCUGGGCAGAGAGAUGGGCAGCGACCUCACGCGCAGUGACCUUGAUACUCUCAUCAGCAUGGAGAUGAAGCUCCGCCUCCUUGACCUUGAGAACAUCACAAUCCCGGAAGCGCCUCCCCCUGUCCCGAAGGAGCCUAGCUCGUACAACUUCACCUACAACUACAGCUGAGAUGUGUGUGUGAGUGUGUGUGCGAGUGGGCGCGAGUGUGCAUUUGCACUGCAUGUGUUUGUUUGUUCAGGAUGAGAAUACUUGCUCUGUUGACGAGUUUACCUUCAAGUAUUUCCCCCAGAAAAAGGCUACUUUUGAAUUUUACUUUUCACAACAUUGGAGCCUUCUCCUCGUUUCUGUGUUCUUGAUGCCGUAUGAUUCAUCAUAUAGAAGAAAUGUGUUUAUAGCUUCAGAGGGAGGUCAGAGGUCAGGGUUCCUUUACAGAGAAGUUCUCCUGGAGCUGGUAGAGAUUUAGUGAUUGGAUCUUAUUUAUCAGUUUAACACUCACUAAUGUAUUAAUAAUCUAUUGAUAGAUUGAAUCUAUAAAAUCGUGGGAAAAUAGGAAUCACUUUCCCCACAGCCCGAUUUGAUAUAAUGAGAGUACUUGUUUCGUUUCAAAGCCCAAAGAUCUUCAGUGCGCUGUAAUGAAAUCUAAUGAAAACCAGCAGGGUAAUAUUUAAGAAGCUGAAAAACUAUAAACUAACUAUAUUUCUAACAGUUUAAAUGUACCAUUAAAAAUAAUCAUUAUAAAUGAUGCUGAUGCUUGCUCUCGUCGUUAUAGUUUGACUGUAAACUACAUUUUAGGCUCUAGACCAGAUUUGACUUUCACUGCACUAAUGCGAUGUGCGGAGAGGUCCAGCAACAUGUCUCUGUACUUUUUAAUGAUAAGUGCUGUAGGGGAAAAGAACAGAAGACGCUCAGGAGAGGGCAUGUUAGGCUCUUUAGGUUUUCACAGAAAACUUCUCCCAAGGAUGUUAAUGGAUCAUGGAGAAAGUUGUAAACUGCUUCACAUUCUUAUCGACAGAUCUUUUAAUUGUCUGCUGAUCAACUGAUCAUUUAACUGACUAAUACAUAUUCACUUUAAACUAAAUACAGUAACUGUUCUAGUGUCUGUUUACUCAUUCAUGCUGCCUCACUUUGUUUCACUCACUUUUCUGCUCAGAGUAUUGAGUAACCUUUUCGUAGCCAUUUUCAAUAACAUGUCAAUAUAUCCCACUGAAAUGAAACUAUCCAAGUAGGUGACGAGUUAUGAAGAUGCGCCUGCUUAUCAAAAGUGUGUAUGUUUUGUAUUUGUUUGUAUGUGAGUGGAUAGAUUGUAACAAAACUGAUACAAGUCAGGAUUAAACCUCUGACAUCCAACACAUACAAACCUUUCUUUUCCAAUCAUAGUCACUGCAUUGCCUUAUCAACAUAUUUUGCAUAUCAGCAUUAAUAAGUAGUAUAUGAAUGGUUUACUGUAAAACACAAAAUCACACAAUAUAACGCAGUCGUAGCCAAUAGCAGGAGAAUAUUAAGCAUUCAUAAAUGUUUUUAGUAACAACUUUAACUUUUCUUUUGAAACAUUUAUUAAUAUACAUAUAUUAACACAGGUGUAUUAACAUUAACAAAUAAUGAACAUUUGAUAACACAGUAUAUAUCAGUUUUCAACAUUUGUUAUUUAUUGGUAUAUAUAUAUAUGUAUAUGCAUUCAUUAAGUGUUUCGCAUAUAAACAGCAGGAAUUAAACUAAAGAUUUAGUUACAUAAAGAUGAGAUAUCAAACAUUCAUGUACUGUUUGAUUUAUAUGUGCUACAACUACAUGAUAGUGUGCUGUAAACCAUUUAUUAGUUGUUUAUACGCUUGCUAAAGUGUUAUAUGGGGAAAUAUAAUACAGAGAGUUACAUGGUAUUAUUCAGCUGUACAGUGGUUUUGUUUGAAGCAAACUUACUUUCACAUUCCAAGAGUGUUUGACGCCUCUGGUGUUUGAAUUAAUCAGCCUUCUCUAAGCUCAAAUUUAGACUUUUUAUCGCACUGUGCGCAGGCAGAGCUGAAUUCAAAGGGACUAAGCAGCAGUUCUGUUGGCCUCUUUUAGUCGAUGUGCCAGAUUUACUGCCCUCAAAUGAAUGGAAGCUGGUCAAAAGCCACAGAGGGACGAGCCGUGGGCAUCAGGAACAUUUAGUAUGGCUCAUAUGAGCAGUCAGAGUCUUGUACUUUGUAUACAGUGGUCUCGAUUAGAGUUUUAAAGCUUGAUAUCUUUUUUUUUUAUUCCCAGUUUCAUUGGUUCUAAACUCCCUUCGUAUUUCAUUCAAGUCACUCAAUGUCCUGUCGACUUACUGUGGUACUAAACACUGCUGUCAUCUGUUAAUGCAGAAUAGAAGUAUAUUUUUGUAAGUGAUUGUACAAUCUAAUCAGCUGUGAAGAGGAGGGGUAUUGAGCUAACAUGACACUUUGCAUCAGCAUGUACGAACCAUCCAGCACGCACGUCACUGUGGAAGAACAUUUCACACUGGAAUUUAUUUUUUGUGUCAAAUUGUUUUCGUAUCACUCACAUUUUCAAACCACAAUCACCUCAUAUCAUUUAGGGACGACGCCCACUCCAGCACCUAAUGAUGAUGUCAGUGUUAAUGUAAAGAUUACAAAUGGAAGUUACUGUUAUUGAAAAGGCAUAUUUGUUUGAUUUGUUUAUUUCAAAUUGUUUUCUUUUCGUUUUUUCGACUGCUUAAAAAGUUUGCUUUAUAUUCCAGCAGGUCAGUCAACCUUUUAUCUGCUCUCUGAAAAUAAAAAUAAAAACGCAGCUAAAAUAUAUCCAGAAAACUCAGCAAAGUUUCCAGUGUGGAAAGAGUUGUUGCAUCGGACGUGACAGUACAACUUGAAGUUUUCGCAUCUUGUACUCUUUUACAUGACUCGCUAAAAUAUUUAUUUACACUUGCUAGUGACAGUUCAGAAUGACUUGUUGUUAGUUGGGAAAUAACAACAUCAAAUAUUGUAUACAUAUGGAUAAUUGUAUGUAUAUACAGUAUUGUGUUGCCUUAUUGAAAGAGAUGUAUUAUGUUUUGUGUGAAUAAAUACAAAGUCUAACUA